CCCACACCUCCUCAACACAUCGUGAGUAUCAUGCUUCGUUGCAGACAUCAUCCUCUUUCGCAGACGAUACCCGGAAACACUCGGAUGCUUUCUGAAGCCGCGGCGCAGCCGGCCUGAGAGGGAUCGAGGACGAAUAGGGCCCUUUGAGGGAUGCAAAUGUGGCUGGAAGGCAACCAUUCCGGAGGGUCGAGAUCGCUUCCUCUGGACGGCGACCCUUUCAACGUUUCAUUCGUCAGAGUCUGUUCUGAAAGGGAUCUCGGGACCAUCGCAACGCUGCUCUUUACAGCAGCAGCGCCUGCGUCUAAGUUGUGGAGAGUAACGAUUGGGGAGGAGCGAAGUCACACCAAGAGGAAAGGGUUCCUCAGAUGAUGGAGGAGACACGGAUGGUCAGAGGGAGACUUGGCCACUAGAAGUAGUCUUGCACUCUCAGCCGAUCAAAUUUGGCUGACCGCUGCUCAUCCCGAUCAUCCCCACAGCGAAAAUGCCUCACUCCUUCGGUCUCAGGGCACGAACCCGUCACCUCUUCGCGAGGAAGUUCCGCCAGCAUGGUCCCAUCAGGCUGUCGACCUACCUCCGACCCUACCACGUUGGAGACAUUGUCGACAUCAAGGCCAACGCCGCUGAGCAGAAGGGUAUGCCUCACAAGUACUACCACGGCCGAACUGGUGUCGUCUACAACGUUGCUCCCCGAGCUGUUGGUGUCAUUGUCUACAAGACUGUCGGCAACCGCAAGAUGGAGAAGCGUGUCAACCUCCGAGUAGAGCACGUCAAGCACUCUAAGUGCCGUGACGAGUUCCUCGCCCGUGUCAAGGACAACGCUGCUAAGAAGAGGGAUGCCAAGGAGAAGGGCGAGAAGGUCCUCCUCAAGCGUCUGCCCGCUCAGCCUCGCGAGGCCCGCACCAUCUCGACAAAGAACAACCUGCCCGAGACCCUCGCUCCCAUCCCAUACGACACAUACAUCUAAUGGUUUGGCUUCGUCGUUGGGUGGUCGCCGUUGUGCGUCCCACCCUCGUGUAUUUUCCUACUCGCCUCUCUCAUACACACUGACUUUGCAUAUCCCUGAG
This is a messenger RNA of Microstroma glucosiphilum, 1064 nucleotides long. RefSeq names its product putative 60s ribosomal protein L21-A. Gene Ontology annotation, cellular component: ribosome; cytosolic large ribosomal subunit. Lineage: Eukaryota; Fungi; Basidiomycota; Exobasidiomycetes; Microstromatales; Microstromataceae. Gene Ontology annotation, molecular function: structural constituent of ribosome. The record is from RefSeq and is a predicted model, not a curated record. The coding region runs from base 482 to 964 and encodes 160 amino acids. The transcript is spliced from 2 exons. Gene Ontology annotation, biological process: translation.